Messenger RNA from Striga hermonthica, 357 nucleotides. Lineage: Eukaryota; Viridiplantae; Streptophyta; Magnoliopsida; Lamiales; Orobanchaceae. The record is from the annotation of a GenBank genome assembly.
AUGUGGCAAGAAAGAAAUUUCGACGAAAAACCGAACCUCCCGAAAACACACGUGUCGAGCUUUCACGGCCCCUCGGCCGCUAGUAAAACCCGACUGCAGCCGAUUUUGUCCGGUGGGUUUGACGAGGUGGCGUCGGUUGUUCCUCCGGUGACGGUGGUGGUGGAGGAUGAAAUUUGUGGUAUUGAUCUAUCAAAUGCUGUGCCGGGGCAUCUGAUAGCGUAUGAGGACAUGGAAAAUGAUCUGCUUUUGGUCGGUGAUCUAAAUUGGAAGGAUUUUGUUAGGGUGGCCAAGAGAAUCAGAAUACUUCCGAUAAAGGCUAAAUCAAGAAAGCAAAAAGAUGGGGAGUCAAAUAUUUGA